Bombina bombina (fire-bellied toad) is the source of this 965-nucleotide messenger RNA. It is a transcript of the gene TPD52, whose product is annotated as tumor protein D52. Lineage: Eukaryota; Metazoa; Chordata; Amphibia; Anura; Bombinatoridae. The transcript is spliced from 6 exons. The record is from RefSeq and is a predicted model, not a curated record. Gene Ontology annotation, biological process: B cell differentiation. The coding region runs from base 123 to 662 and encodes 179 amino acids. Gene Ontology annotation, cellular component: cytoplasm.
ACUCGGGAAGCUCAGCGCUGUUUGGGACACAUGGGCGGGGUGCGGGGGUGGAGCUGUGAGUGCUCAGAGUCAGUGUGAGUGCUGAGUGGGACUAGUGAAGACUGUAAUAGAAUUCUGCUAUCAUGGACUCUGGGGAUCAAGAUUUGUUGAGACCAGAUUCAGUACCGGUGGGCGAAGAUGCAGCUGCUACAGUGCCAGAGACUUUAACGGAGGAGGAGCAUGAAAAGCUAAGAAAAGAACUUGAAAAGGUGGAAGAGGAGAUACAAACCCUAAGCCAGGUGCUUGCUGCAAAGGAAAGGCAUCUAGCAGAAAUCAAAAGGAAGCUGGGAGUCACCACGUUGGGAGAGUUAAAGCAGAACAUUUCCAAAGGACUGCAAGAUGUUGCUUCCACUACAGUGUAUAAGAAGACAUCUGAAACUCUGUCUCAGGCAGGACAGAAAGCCUCUGCUGCCUUUUCAUCAGUUGGUUCUGUCAUUACGAAAAAGCUGGAAGAUGUAAAGAAUUCUCCCACAUUCAAGUCCUUUGAAGAAAAGGUGGAAACUUUAAAGUCUAAAGUUGGUGGCAGUAAGCCAACUACAGGAGAUUUUGGAGAAGUCUUAAACUCAGCUGCCAAUGCUAGUGCCACAGAGCCUCUGACAGAAAAUGAUCUGGAGAACCAGUGAGGAUUCUGCAUUUUCUGCCAACUACUGCAAGAUGCUGCAAUCAAGAUUUAAGCACAUCCAUUAUAUAGAUUUAUUUUGUUCCCAGAAAACAUUUCUCUUAGUAUCACUCUGAUUUGUGUUAUCCACUUAAACUGAAGUCCCAUUUGGAUAAGAGGCCUAAGCUGUACUAUUUGGAGAGAGAUAUUCUAAACACAAUUGCCAUUUUCUCCUUCUUCACAAGAGGCUUACAGUUUUGUUACACUGGACAUGUACCAAGUAGACACUAAUGAAAGCAACAAUAAAUUUAGUGUACUUAUAUGGUAA